Molecule: messenger RNA, 1236 nt
Organism: Menidia menidia (Atlantic silverside)
Lineage: Eukaryota; Metazoa; Chordata; Actinopteri; Atheriniformes; Atherinopsidae
Source: the annotation of a GenBank genome assembly
AUGGCCAGGCAGUGGCACGACGGCCACUCAGCCUCCGUCCUGUGUGUGGCCGCGUCUCCGGGCCCCGAGGCCCUCCUCGCCUCGGGGUCCGAGGGGGGCGAGGUGACGGUGUGGAGCCAAGAGGGCGCCGUGGUGGGCCGCCUGACUCUGGCCGGGGGAGAGGACGUCACCGGCGUGGCCUUCUCCCCGGCGGCCCCCGGCCCGCUCUACGUCUCGCACGGGGAGGCGGUCAGCGUCUUCGACCCCCGGAGCCUGAAGGGCCCGGCCCAGCGGCUCGAGGGGGCCGGGGAGGAGGAGAUCAACGCCGUGGCCCUGAACGAGACGGGCUCGGCCCUGGCCGUGGCCGACGACUCCGGGGCCGUGAGGGUGCUGGAGCUUCCGGGAGGGAGAGUGAGCCGGACUCUGCGCCGGCACACCAACAUCUGCUCCUCCGUGGCCUUCCGCCCGCACCGGCCCAACAACCUGGUGUCCGUCGGACUGGACAUGCAGGCGAGUGAAGCCCAGAGUUUUAAGUGCUUGCAUCUUCUUUUUUUUCUUUAUUUUUACCCCUUCCCCUUGUUCUUGUGGCAGGUGAUGCUGUGGGGUCUGCAGAAGACCCGCCCCCUGUGGAGCCUCAACCUCCAGGAGGCGGCGGAGGAGGAAGACGAUGGCCACCAGAAACCCGGCCAGCUUUUCAACCCGCCGCUGGCCCACUGCGUGUCCGUGUCCAGCUGCGGGAACGUUGUGGGGUGCGCGGCGGAGGACGGCCGGGUGCACCUGAUGCGGAUCGGCGCCGGCUCCAAACUGGAGCGGCAGGGAAGCCUCAAGGCCCACAGCCAGGGAGCCUCCCAGGCACACUUCGUCGGGUUCCUCUCCCACCCGUACUGGCUCGUCUCGGGAGGAAACGACUGCCGAGUGGCCCUGUGGGACCUCAGCAAGCACCCCGUGGUGGCUCCGGAGGGAAAGGAGGGAGGGUCAGCCCCCCAGCGCCGGAGGGCCAAGAGCAAGGCGUCCAGGAAGGAGCAGUCUCAGGAGAAAUCGAAGGCCCGGGGGAAGACGGAGGCUGGGACAGACCAGGCCGAGGGGGGGGGGGGGGCUGCAGCAGCAGGAGCAGAGGGGACAGCCGGGCCCAGGCUGAGCAUCAGCCACGGGGACAAGGUGAACUGGCUGUGCCCCGCCCUGCUGAAAGGAGAACCCAGCGUGGUGGUGGCGGACCAGAGCUCUUCUUUGACCGUCUACCCGCUGGGUCAGCUCUAG